This is a messenger RNA of Lagopus muta (rock ptarmigan), 2803 nucleotides long. It is a transcript of the gene TNFRSF8, whose product is annotated as TNF receptor superfamily member 8. Bases 1184 to 2368 code for a protein of 394 amino acids. The transcript is spliced from 9 exons. NCBI's taxonomy places the organism in Eukaryota, Metazoa, Chordata, Aves, Galliformes, Phasianidae. The record is from RefSeq and is a predicted model, not a curated record. Gene Ontology annotation, molecular function: protein binding.
CACAGGUUGUGUAUAAACCAUGUGUAUCACAGAACUGCCUUUUGACCCUGCAGAAAAGUCCAAUUUCAUAGAGCACAGUGCUGGUGUAGAUCUAGACGUGAAUUUGUUCUCUCCUUCCUGCCCUGUUGGGUCUGCCUGCAAACUGCCUUUAAAUUGCAAACAAGAUAGCUUGCUAGAAUUUGGUCUGUGUUUUUUAUUGGCUGGCUUGACACUCAAAAGUAACCAGAAUUAGGCAGGUCCAACAACUGAUUUCUGCUUGCCCCAGGAUAUGGAGCAGCGCAGUGAUUUUAGCUUCUGAUCAAAGGCACGAAGUAUUAAAUGAUGGUGCAGAACAUCUGUCAUUGUGCUCAUAGUCAAAACAGUUCAGAAAGCAUCUCACGUGAGAAGUGGAAUACCCACGUGGCAGGGAACAGAGAGAACUUUGCCUGAAGCUGUGACUCAGGGGUGGAUGAGGUCAGAAGAAUGAAAUGCAUCUAUAAGAGCUCUGAAAAUGUCUGAAGCUCCCCCUCGAUGGACGGGGCAUUUUAUGGCACUGCACCAUCACCUCUCUUUUCUGUUACAACUGUGGCCUCCUCUCUCUCUCUCUUCUUUAUUUCUCACUUGUUUCUCUCUUUUCUUUCUUUUUUCUCUUUUUUUCAGAAGGGAAAUUUUUGACAUUUGUUUGUGCUAUAAAGAGAAGCUUGGUGCCUGGUUACUAGCAUUUGCAUGUAGUUACAUCAGAGAUUUCCUGUACUGCUUCGGUGCACUCCACCAGAAUCAUUCAGAAAAUGGAUGAGUAAGCAAGACCAAGGGAUGGAGAAACUGCUCCUGUAGAAGAAGAAAAGGGGCAGAGAUUCUGGGCCACUCCCAGGGAAAGAAGCUCUUUUCUCCUUCAAAAGCUCCCACUAUGAUGGAUGCCAUACUGGGUCUUGUGAACAGCAGAGGUGUAGUUUGCAGCUAGCUGUUAUGACCCACAGUUCUCAUACAUUUCACUUCUGCAAUCAGCUCCAGCCUUCAAAAGAACAGUCUUAGAAAAGCAGUUUUGAGCAGGUGGGAGUGAUGUGGUUAGGGCUUGUCUGGUAGUAUUUAUAGGGCCAAAUAGGAAGUGGCUGUUUUGACUUAUGCUCCUACACUGUGCUUGCCAAAAUGAAUAGUGGGUUAUGCUAAAAAGAAAUCAUGUCCCGUGGAUCCAGAUGAAGAUUGCAUGAGAUGUGGACCUGAGCAAUACCUGAACGAAUCCCCAAAGCCACGAUGUGAUGCUUGUGUCUUAUGCACCAAAGAAUUUGACCUUGUGGAGAAAGCUCCCUGCUCCUUCAAUUCCAGCCGGGUGUGUGAGUGCCGACCAGGGAUGUUUUGCCAGACUGCUGCUAAGUACACCUGCAUGAGAUGCCAGCAGCACACUGCUUGCAAGCCUGGUUUUGGAGUCAAGAUCAGAGGCACCUCAAAGACUGAUGUUUCAUGUGAAGAAUGCCCUCCUGGGACCUUCUCUGACCAAAGCUCCAGCACUGACGUCUGCAGACCCCACACGGACUGUGCCAAGUUGAACAAAGUAGCGCAAGGCAAAGGAAAUGCCACCCAUGAUCAGGUCUGCGUGGACCGAUUGCCCUCCUCCCUCACCCCAGACACUUCCUCCAUCAGAACCAGCAACGAAACAAAUGACUCUGACGUACUGAAGCUUCCGGCAAACCUGGUGACCCUUGUUAGUGUCCUUUCAAGUGCCACAACCAAAAUUCCCAGUUCAACUCCCAAGGAGAAAGCUGGCACUUCUCCCACCUCAGACAAGGGAGAGACAACAACAAGAGGUCUUGUUUUCUGGGGAGUGGUUCUCUCUGUGAUGGUGCUGCCUGUGGGCAUGCUGUCAUUUUGGCAAUGGAAGGCCUGCAAGAAACGGAUCCUCAUCCUCAAAAAAAAACGUUCUGAUCUAGUGGACAAAUAUGCAAAGAUCACACUGACCACUGACAAAUGUCCAGAAGAGGAGGAGUUCACUGAUAGAACCCUCCCUUUGGAAACCAACAACAACUUGAUCUCCAGUGCUGAAAAAGCAGGCAAUCCUGUUCUGAGUCUGACUGAAGUGACGCAGAGCAAUGGAAAAGCCCCAGACUGCCCCAUUGAUUCUCGAGUGAGAGACCACACAAAUAAUCAAAUUGGAAAAAUAUUCAUCAUGAACGCCGAUACUGUUAUUGUGGGGUCUUCAAAAACGCCUGGUAUCAAAAACUGUACUGCUAGGGGAUGUGAAAGUGAUGUUGAUAUCCAGGAAAAGAUAGAAGAGGAGCUGCCAGUGCACUAUCCAGAGCAGGAGACAGAGGUCUUUCCAGGGAACGAUGUCAUGAUUCCUGUGGAAGAGGAAGGAAAGGAAUUCCAUCACCCCACCACAGCCACUGAAAAGUGAUGGCCAGCUGAGAAGGUGUGUGAAGCUAUGAAAGCAUCCAGUGUGACACUAAGCCUGAACCUACACUGAGGGAGGUGAACCCAGAGUUUCUUACACAACCUGAAAACUAAAGCGCCAAAAACAUUCAACUUAUUUCAUCCAACCAACGAGAGGAUCAUCCAAACCACUGGUUGACAUCAAAUACUUCCUCUUUUCCUUGCUCUCCCCAGUAUCACGCUGGAAACAAACUGGAAUCAAAGUUACAGAAUUCAGAGGACGUGUGGAUGCGAACUCCAGUUUCACAGUUUGCUUUCUGUGCAUGAAGGGAUGGAAUUAAAACGGUUAUUCCUAUUAGCUCUGAAAACUCUGGAUGGAAUUCUGUGUUAACCUUGAGACCCAGCCAUGUUUCACAUUUGUUCUCCAUUGUACUUUAGGCCAAUCCUUCUAUUUGUUUUU